UCCUCUUGUCACCCCCGGAUACGCAGGGUUCAUUUCUCUAGGGCAGGCUGGUUCCGUUGCCCUGAAACUGAACUGGAGUUUGAGGUGAGGGCAGCAGUGACCAUCCGCUAUGGAUACGGCUCCUGGAGGCAGCAUCUGACUGAAUCGCAGCAGGAGCAAUGGAUGGUGGCUGGCCCUUUGUUUGACAUCCGAGUGGAACCGACUGAGGCUGUGGCAGCCAUUCACCUCCCGCACUUCCUGUGUCUCAGAGAUGCCGACAAGUCCUGGAUGCAUAUUGCCCAUUUCAUCGAUGAAGGGAUGAUCCUGGAGAACCCAACGCAGGUGAGGUUGUUCCACGCCGUGCUGGAGAACCCCAGCUUCUCUCUGAUUGGAGUGUUUUGGAGGAGGGAGAGUUCUGUUCAGCGUAUUCCGAUCCAUUCCAUUGUACUGCUCUACCAGGCACAAAAGAGAGUUAAUCUAACCCUCCACCUCUACCUGAUACCUGACGACGGCUCACGGGUCAAGGCAGUUGAUGUCUAUGAAGAGAAGUGCCGGUCAUGGUUUGUGUCUAAGUCUCAUUUCACCUCUAAACCCUUGUGCUUCGGCUCUCGCUGCAUUGUGUCCAGUCCAUCGGAAAUAACAGUAACACCCAAAGAACUGCCAUUUUUGGAUAAACCUGCAGAUGCUCUUCAACCAUUCACAGAGAUCCACACCGAGGAUGUAAAGGAGGAGCUGGAGCUCAGCCUGGUAGAGAAAAAUGAUGAGAAGCCGAUCUGGGCGGCUGUCAUCAGACCAGAGGACCUGAUGCCUUCUGUUUCAUCCACUAAGAUGCGAACAGACACACAUUUUGUUGACCAACACCGAGAACAGCUGAUCCAGCGGGUGACUGCAGUGGACGGCAUCCUGGAUUCACUGCAUGGCCCCGUUCUGGAUACUGAACAAUACCAGCGUGUCAGAGCCGAGAGAACCAACCCAGACAAGAUGCGGAAGCUGUACGAGCUGUUCCCGAGCUGGAAUUCAGACUGCAAAGAAAAGCUCUACCAGGUGCUGAAGGACAAACACAGACACCUGGUUGAAGAGCUGAGUGGAAAUAGAUGAAGGCAGCUCUCCCUCCUCUCAGAGAUUGUUUGCAUUGGGAGGGGUUAAUCCACAGGUUUUUGGUGUGAAUCAUGUAACUCACAAUAUGCAAACUGCGAUAAUAGUGUGCACAUGGGACACCUGUUCCAUGUUUCAGUUUGCAUCGUGUGUACACAGCAGAGGCUUGCUAUGUACUAUGCGUGCAGCAUUCUUAGAGGGUAUCCCACACUCCUUUGCCUUGGCGCUGAGCACUGUGCAUUCUGUGAUUGUUCUCGCUGUGAAUUGUGGGAUACGUAGCUGAAGCUGGCCGGGUUCAAUUUUUAAAAAAAAAGAAAAAUCCCAUAGCUCGGUGCCAUGUGCUGGCGACCUGGAAUUUACAGAUGCCGCUAGGGCUAUUGUUCAACUGAAUGAAUUUGGCUUUGGACGUUGCCUGCUGCACUACCGCACACAUGAUAAUAGAAAACAGGUUGCUGGAGCAGCUUCACAGAAUGCAGCGCCAUUUCUGGGCGCAGGAAACCAGCACAGACCAGUGGGAAAGGAUUGUUCUGAAGACCUAGAGUGACCACCAGUGGUGAGAGAAGUUCUGGAUGGGGAAGACAACUCUUUCUUGAGGUAGCACUGUAACCCUGGAGCUGCAAUGGCACCAAGAUGUGGACAAGCAGGUUGCCAUUGCCAUCUGGAAUCUGGCCACCUAAAUAAUACCAGUACAUAGCAAACCAAUCUGAUGUAGGAAGGUCGAUUGUUGGGGCCGUUGUCAUGCGGGUAUGUGAUGCCAAGGAAAAGGUACUGUGGCACCAGAUUCUAAAGCUUGGUCAUACUCAGGAGAUUAUUGAUGGCUUUGCAUACGUGGGUUCCCAAACUCCAUUGGGGCAAUUGAUGGAUCCUAUGUGCCUAAUAUUUGCCUCCCCUCCUCCCCCCCCUUCUUCCCCUCCACCCGAGUGCAGAAUUUAUAAACAGAGAGGGGAUUCUCUGUGGUGCUCCAAGACCUGGUUGACCACCUGGUUUGUUUACAGACAUGAAUGCAGGGUGGCUGGAUCGAUGGUGAUAGGAUCUUUUUGACCUCAGGCCUAUUUAUCUUAUUGGAGAAAGGACUGCUUACCCCCAGGAACACUAUGGGCAUUGCUCCAGUUAUCCUGGGAAACCCAGUUCAUCUUCUGCUUCCUGGUUAAGGAAGCCAUUCACAGGCCGCUUGGACAGAAGGAAGGAACUGUUCAACUCUCACCUCAGUAGUUGCAGAAUGGUAGUGGAGUGUGCAUUUGGGCAUUUGAAAGAGAGGGGGCGCUGUUUGUAGAAUAGGCUGGAAGCAGUAGAAAAAAGCAUUCCAACGAUUAUAGCAGCAUGUUGUAUUUUGCGCAGUAUUUGUGAGGGGAAGGAUGAAGGCCGUAGCCAUGGGUGGGAGGUUGAGGUGCAGAGACUUGUGCAGAGGUCUGAGCAGCCAGCAAGGCUUCCCACAGAAAAUGGAAACAGUCGGGGCAAUAUUGUCAGGGAUGCCUAUUUGCUCUUAUCUUGAGUUCAGCCCUGAUAAUGUUCAGCCGUGUAUCCAGCUGUCAACCUGUGAGGAGAGGGGGUUGUGGGAAUGAACUGUGAGCUGUGCAGUUUUGUUUAUUGGUGGUGGCAGAGGGACAUUGGGGCAAUCCUUGUUUUACCUUCCGUCUUUGCCUGUACCCUUGGUAAAACCCUGUGAAUUAUUUCAGUUUUACAGCUUUUCUGUGUUAAUGCACUGAGUCAUCAGGACUGAAGUUUUAACAGCUUUUGUUAUGAAACAACAAUCAAUUGUGUAAAACAAAAAUAAACCUUUAAUUGAACUGA
Messenger RNA from Chrysemys picta bellii (western painted turtle), 2865 nucleotides. The record is from RefSeq and is a predicted model, not a curated record. Lineage: Eukaryota; Metazoa; Chordata; Testudines; Emydidae.